Molecule: messenger RNA, 1470 nt
Organism: Notothenia coriiceps (black rockcod)
Lineage: Eukaryota; Metazoa; Chordata; Actinopteri; Perciformes; Nototheniidae
Product: peptidyl-prolyl cis-trans isomerase FKBP10-like
Exons: 7
Coding region: 80-997 (305 amino acids)
Cellular component (GO): endoplasmic reticulum
Molecular function (GO): peptidyl-prolyl cis-trans isomerase activity
Source: RefSeq, a predicted model, not a curated record
UACUUCUCUCCACUCUUCUUUAACCUCAUCACUCCCCCGUUACAGACUCUCUUCUGCAGUUAUUGUCACAACUGCUCAAAUGGAUCUGUUAAUAUAUAGUGCUUUAUUUUGCCUUCAUGUACUUACAGUUUAUUGUAAUUUUGUGGACGUUGUUGUGGAUCGGUACGACAUACCGAGAGUUUGUCCUCGAGAAGUGGGGACUGACGAUUUUAUCCGUUAUCACUUUAACGGAACCUUCUUUGAAGACGGGAAAAAGUUUGACUCCAGCUAUGACCGAGGCAAGGCCUUCAUCAGCCAGGUGGGCUUUGGCAGACUGAUCGCUGGGAUGGACCGAGGCCUUCAGGGCAUGUGUGUCAAUGAGAAAAGGAGGAUCACCAUCCCCCCCCACCUGGCCUAUGGGAGCAUUGGGGCAGGUGAAGAAACACAUGAUGAAAAACUUUCCUCUGGAUAUGAAGAAGCUGAAAUUGGCCUUGAGGCUUCAUCUGAAACUCCAUCAACUGUCUCCUCGGACCAGUUUGACUCCCCCUCCAUCACGACUCUCGGAGCGAAUAUGGUGAUUCCGGGUCUGGAGGAAGGUUUGAGAGGCAUGUGUGUGGGCGAGAGGAGGGAGGUGGUCGUUCCACCACACUGGGGACAUGGUGAAAAUGGAGCUGGUGAUGUUCCCGGGAGCGCCGUGCUCUUCUUCGAGCUGGAGCUAGUGAAGCUGCAGAAAGGUAUUCCGGAAGGCUUCAUGUUUGUGUGGCUGGGGGACAGCCCAGACCCCCUCUUUCCUGCCAUGGAUCUCAAUGGUGACAAAGAGGUCCCUCUAGAGGAGUUUUCGGCCUUCAUCAUGCUCCAGGUUAAGGAGGCCAAAGGUCGUCUGCGGCCAGGGUUUGAUGCCGGCACCAUCAUUCAGGACAUGUUCAAUAACCAGGACUUAAAUAAAGACGGGAAGAUUAUAGAAGAUGAACUGAAACUUCAGGGGGAGUCUCAACAAGUGAGACGAGACGAGCUGUAAAUGGGACGUUCUGUAUUGUAUUGGUGGAGAGGAACAGGCAGGCAGUGGCUGAAGUCAUAUGAGAAUCUGUCCUGCAACUAUUUUGAAAAUGCUUCGGAGAUAGAAACAUUGUUGAGCCUUUUAAGGCAGUCCUACUUAACUUGGUUUUAUUAAAAUAAUGUGUGAACAUGAAACCGGUGUGAAAAUGUGAAAGGAAGAACAAUUGUCUGUAGUGAAAUUGUGUUCUGUUGAACUCGGCAAAUUUGAUAUCUUUCCAUUUACAAACCCUAAAAAGCAUUUGGGCUGGGCCCCUCUUCCAGAAUAUAACUUUAUUAAAUACGAAAUCAAUGCCUCAUCUAAACAUGAUGAAAACACACUUGAUUGUACAGAUUAUGUUGGAGUAGCUUUUUUUGUAUAAUAUCAGAAGGUUUGUUAUAUAAAAUGUUCUAUCAAAAUGUGUUGUGAAACAUAAAAUAAACUGUUUUGUAGUAAAA